AUGUUCAACGCGUACGCACUCAAGAUGGGAUGUGGCGACACCUCGGCGACAGCCGGUAACGAUCUCAUAGAUGGGUGCGAAAAUGUGGUGUACAUCAUAUACGCCGCUCCGCUCGCCAUCUCUGCUUUGAACCUCGUGUACGGACUCUCGUGCUCCAGACUUGCGAAAGGCGCAGGCGCGUUACAACUCGUCACGAUUCUCGCCAUUAUCGUCGGCUUUGGAAGUUGGAUCAGCGUCGCACUAUCGCCGGUCGAGAUGGGUAUCGCAACCGACGCAAUCCAGCUCGCGGUCGUCUUUUGUGCCAUGUUUGCCAUCGCGUGCUUCAUCACCGCGGGGCCCAAACGCCUCGCGCAACAGGUGACAAAAAAUAAGCUCGCACAAAAAGUUAUCGGCUACACGAAGACGGAUCUCGCGAAGGCUCUGUUAUUCUGCGCGACGAUGACUCUGAUUCCAUUCGCACUGGCCGUAUCGGCGGUAAGCGCCUUUGCUCGGCGACUCGGAUUCAGCUUGCACAAGAAAGACCCCGACGCACCAAAGGAUGGUUUUAUCACCUCGGAGUCUCGCGAGAUGCUCGCCUGGUGGUUUGCCCAACCGACAAAGAUAUUCAAGUACUCAGCGUACAUUUCUCUCUUUUAUUUCGUUUUCUCCAUCGGUGUCGGUAAGAUGGCUGUUCUCUUUUUGGCUUGGCUCGUCGACGUCCUGGGCUCGCUGAACGAAAUCACCGUAAUCUUUGUCUUCAUCUUAAUCGGUGUAUGUAUGUUCCUUCUUCCACCAGUGCCCGGUCCGCCCGUAUAUCUCACGGGCGGCAUUCUGAUUGUUGGGCGACUUGAGUCAAAGAUUGGGUUUUGGCCCGCAACUUUACUGUGCUGCGGUAUUUGCUGGUUCACGAAACUCCUCUCGUGCGCUCUUCAGCAAAAGAUGAUUGGCGAGCAACUCGGCAAGUAUCCGUCGAUUCGAUAUACGGUUGGAAUAAACUCGCUUCAGAUGCGAGCGAUCCGCUAUUGCCUAGAGCAAAAGGGUUUCUCCCGGGAGAAAAUCGCCAUUUUAUGCGGUGGACCAGACUGGCCGACGUCUGUGCUGUGCGGAAUUCUGAAGCUGAGCGUGAUUCAAAUGAGCAUCGGUACGAGUCCAGUUCUCAUACUUUAUCUCGGAUACACCACCGUCGCCGGGGCGCUCCAGUUGAAAGUGGGUUCAUGCGGCGACAGUACGGGUGCUAGUAGCUCUAGCACGUGGGGGUUGCUGAAUUCACUGUUCCUCGCCUUGGCGUUUGUGAGCAUGUUGUCCACGUCGAUGGCCGCCGUUUACUAUAUGGAGCAAACAAUAAUGAAUAAACGCGAAAUUUUAGACGAAAUGCCCGUGGACGAAGAGGUCGAAGAGUUGGAUAGGCUAGACAGAGUGAAGGAGGAAACGUACGCAACAGCGUCGAAAUGGGAGAAUCUCUCUGGGAGGAACAAGUUUUUCAUCGUCAGCGCAGCAGUGAGCGGCAUCCUUAGCUGUCAACUUGGCGUCGUGCUCGCACAGCGCUCAUUCAGAACAUUCUCUGUCUCCUGUCCCAUUGCGUUGACGGACGUCGUCUUGCCUACAGGAUGGCUCUCCAUCGGUUUGAUUGUCGCCUGUUACGUUUUCACAAGCUUAUUCCGAUCGAGUGUCGGUCGCCUCGUGCAAGCGGAACUUACGAGGUCGCAGGGUAUCGUGAGCGAAGAGACGAAGCGCGUCGAUAACGCGUAA
This is a messenger RNA of Ostreococcus tauri, 1728 nucleotides long. RefSeq names its product unnamed product. Lineage: Eukaryota; Viridiplantae; Chlorophyta; Mamiellophyceae; Mamiellales; Bathycoccaceae. The transcript has a single exon. The record is from RefSeq and is a predicted model, not a curated record. Bases 1 to 1728 code for a protein of 575 amino acids.